AUGGCGAACAAGUUUGGAUUAGGUUCUUUACCUUUAGAUACUAAAAAAUCCAACACAACAGCAUGGAUAAAUAAAGCAAAACCUUACUUUGUAGAUCAAAUUGGAGAUUCCUUACAAGGUGAUAUUGAUAUGAAUAAUUUUUCCAUAACUGAUUUAAAGUUACCAGAAAAUGACAAUGAUGCUGUUCACAAGAAAUAUUUAAUGGAGCAAUUAAAUUUAAUUGAAGUAGAUAAAGACCAUUUAAAAGAAAGGAUAAAUGAUGUGAAAAGAUUUUUUAAACGACAAAUAAAUAAUAAAAAAUUUAUUGAUGAAAGUAAACUGAAAAAAUUAGAUUAUAUUGAUGAUACUAAAUUACAACAAGAAGUAACAAGUUUAAAAAAUUUUAUUCAACAACAAUUAGUCAAUGUAGUAGAUAAAACUCAGUUACAAAAUUUAAGUUCAUUAAUAUCUAAUUUAGAUGAUAAGAUUACAAAGCAAAAAAUAGAUCUUAAACAACUAAUAGCCAAUAUUAAUCCAGGUAUAAGUGAAGACAAAUUAACCGCAUUAGAAAGUAAACUUAGUGAUGAUAGUGAAAUACAAAAACAAAUAGUCGCUAUUCAACAACAAUUAAUCAAUGUAGUAGAUAAAACUCAGUUACAAAAUUUAAGUUCAUUAAUAUCUAAUUUAGAUGAUAAGAUUAAAAAGCAAAAAAAAACAACUAAUAGAUAA
Lottia gigantea (owl limpet) is the source of this 708-nucleotide messenger RNA. RefSeq lists its product as hypothetical. The coding region runs from base 1 to 708 and encodes 235 amino acids. The transcript has a single exon. NCBI's taxonomy places the organism in Eukaryota, Metazoa, Mollusca, Gastropoda, Lottiidae. The record is from RefSeq and is a predicted model, not a curated record.